Phragmites australis (common reed) is the source of this 704-nucleotide messenger RNA. RefSeq lists its product as uncharacterized. The coding region runs from base 42 to 704 and encodes 220 amino acids. Gene Ontology annotation, molecular function: growth factor activity. The record is from RefSeq and is a predicted model, not a curated record. Gene Ontology annotation, biological process: regulation of root meristem growth. The transcript has 5 exons. NCBI's taxonomy places the organism in Eukaryota, Viridiplantae, Streptophyta, Magnoliopsida, Poales, Poaceae.
CUAUCUUUGUUCUGCUUUCUCCUUCCCUUUCUGUUAGUUACAUGACAGACAUACCUAAAAGCACGGCCAGACAGUUAGUUAUGCAGCUGUUAAACUGUAUAAGCUUCUUGCUUGGGCUGGCCAUCCUCUCGGCCACCAUUGGACCCUUCGUCACCAUUGCACAUAGAGAAUUGAUGAUGGUAACUGGCAGUAAGAGAGGAGUAGAGUUCAAGCUGGAACUUAGUGUUGACAAAACCACAACAGAUGAGGAAAUCAGAAGCAAUAUAUUGACAGGACGAAAGCUGGCUUUUGGAGAUGCAGUCAUGGAGCAGGACACAAGGAAUUCUGGAGGCAAAACAAGCUCAGGAGAAAUUAAGAAUUAUUCAAUUAACUCACGUGCGCCUUCAAACCUAAAGGAUAUUAGUAGCUCCAGGAUGCAGGCAGGACCAUCCAUGAACAGAGUAAAACUAGAAGGAAGCACAUCAGAGCUAGCACUGAACAUUCCAAAUCCUCGACAUAUCAGAACAUUGCCAUCCAAACAUUCUUCCGGGGAUUCAAAUGCAGGCUCCAAACAUGCACUGAGGAAUUCAAUCGUUCGCAGCACCUUAUAUAAAAUUCAUGAGGAUUGGAAGGAGAAAAUGUUAGAGGCCAGUGAUGAAGUUCUGAAAUAUCUUAACAAGGAUUACCAUGGCUCUCCCCGUAAGAGGAGACCUGUUCAUAACUAA